Trichoderma atroviride IMI 206040 is the source of this 4825-nucleotide messenger RNA. The record is from RefSeq and is a predicted model, not a curated record. NCBI's taxonomy places the organism in Eukaryota, Fungi, Ascomycota, Sordariomycetes, Hypocreales, Hypocreaceae.
AUGUCGCUCAAAAAGCUCACGCCCGACAGUUAUCGGGUGGGAUGGAUCUGUCCUCUCGAGGUAGAGCAAAUCGCAGCGAUGCAGAUGCUCGACGAAGUACACUCGGUUCUCGAACAAUCCUUCACCGACCACAACGUUUAUACACUCGGCAGUAUUAAUGGACACAACGUUGUGAUUGCCGGUCUUCCCCAAACAGGCAAUUGCUCUGCAGCCACGGUCGUCACACAGAUGAGGAUGACAUUUCGGAACCUCAGAUAUGGCCUGCUAGUCGGUAUUGGAGGAGGUGUGCCUACAGAGACAGACGAUGGGGUUAUCCGGCUGGGACAUGUGGUGGUUAGCAAACCGAUUGAUGAGCACUCCGGAGCGGUCCAAUACGAUCGUGGCAAGGCAGAAGUCGGUCAUCUUGAACGCACCGGUUCUCUGAUGCCUCCACCAGCCGUUCUCCUCAACGCUGCGCAAUCCUUAGCUGUCCAAAGGGCCCGGAUAGACUAUGAUCCCAUUUGGAGAGACACGUUGAGAUUUAACACCAAAAUCCGAGGGCAGAGACAGUUCAACUUUCCAGGUAUCGCGAACGAUCAUCUAUAUCAGCCAGACUAUUACCAUCAGAAGCAGGGCAUGUCUUGUGAGAAAGCAGGAUGCAAGCCAGAGCAACGAAUUAAAAGGCCAGUCGAUGAAGACGACGAAGAGUUUGUUGUCGUGCAUCGAGGCACUAUCGCGUCUGGAGAGCUGGUCAUUAAGAGUGCGAGCCGGAGGGAUCGUUUAGCACAGCGGCAUCGAGUUUUAUGCUUUGAGACGGAAGCAGCGGGAGCACUUGCCGAUUUUCCUUGUAUGGUGAUUCGAGGCAUUUCCGAUUAUUGCGAUUCUCAUAAGAACAACAGCUGGAAGGGAUUUGCAGCCGCCGCCGCCGCCGCUUAUGCCAGGCAGUUGUUCUUCCAUAUGCCUAUCGAGUUGGUACAAGAUAGCCCAUGUAAACCAACCCCGUUCAAACUUCCAUUCUAUUUGCCCGAGAUCAGCCGAAUCUCAAAGUUUAUCGCAAGAGAGGAGGAGCUUACACGAAUGCAUGAGGCUCUCCAGAGCGCAGCUCAACGCCGUCGUGUCGCUGUCCUUCAUGGGCUUGGGGGUAUAGGCAAGACUCAGCUGGCAAUCGAAUACUCUGAUCGGUACCGCAAGGAUUACUCGACAAGCGUUUGGCUAGACGCGAGGGACGAAACAACGAUAAACCAAAGCCUUCUCCGGUUGGCAACACGGAUCGAUAGCCAUGGCGCAUCGGUGAAUUACAUCUCUGCCGCAGUUCAGGGCAAAGAUCAAACUCAAAUUGUGGCGGCAGUUAAAAGGUGGUUUGAGGAGCCUGAGAACAAUUAUUGGCUGAUUAUAUAUGAUAACUAUGAUCAUCCAAACCUGGAAAUUGCCGGUACUAAGAAUAAGGAUUGCUCGCCCCUUCCUAAAGAGAAAACUCCUCGCGCGGAUUCUGUUGGUCUGGAGGGAGAAGCGACAUCGGAGCCGUAUGAUAUUCGAAAAUACUUACCAGAGGCUGACCAUGGCGCUAUCAUCGUGACUUCGCGCGUGUCUUUAAGGAAGUUGGGAAGCUGCAUUCAGAUCGAGAAAUUUCAGCAUCUAGAAGAGGGGUUAGAGAUAUUGGCAUUGACGUCAUGUCGAGAGAACAUAAGACAAGGUAGGGUGGCCCUAGCCAACUACGAGACCACAAGACUAAGACAAUUUGAAACAGACAGCGCAGCUAUCGAACUUGCACAGCGACUUGAUGGGCUUCCUCUUGCUCUUGCAUCGGCGGGAGCUUACUUGGAGCAAGUGCCUAUAACGUGUACCGAAUACCUCCAAGAGUAUCAAAAGUCUUGGGUGCAGUUACACGAAGGCACCUCAGAACUACCAUCGUAUGAUAAAGCCUUGUGCACGACGUGGAAUAUCUCAUAUACGCACAUUGAGAAGCAGAAUUCAAAUGCAGCGCUUCUACUUCGCCAAUGGGCCUAUUUCGACAAUAAUGACAUAUGGUAUGAGCUAUUGCAGGGUGGUGAAUACAAACCGGACUGGCUUCGAGAUUUGACAAAAGAUCGUCUCACCUUUCACGGGGUAAUGAAGCUUUUAUGCAAUCAUGGGCUUGUACAAGCCAGCUUGCUCGACACACCUAAUGCAGCACAACGUGCAGGGUCAGCUGGUUAUAGCGUGCAUGCAUGCGUCCACUCUUGGAUGAUUCAUGUUCUUAAUCAGCAUCUUUGCGAGGAGAUGACUCGCGCAGCGCUUCACUGCGUAGCAUCUUACGUUCUGGAACCAGAACAGCCUGAGUCUUUAUCCAAGCAACGGCGGCUCCUAAGGCAUGCGGAUCGAUGCUAUGAUAUGAUCAACACAAUUGAAGUCCGAAACGAAGAGCUAGAGCUAACAUAUAAUUUGGGCUCGCAAUAUUUCUUUCAAGGCCGAUUUGGUGGAGCCGAAGCCAUGUAUGAACGAGCACUUCAAGGACUUCAACGCCGGUUUAAGAAAGCCGGAGCUUUGCUCAGCUGGGCGCUUGAAGGGCGGAGGAAAGUAUGGGGCCCAGAACACUCAUCAACACUCGAGACUGUUGUUAAUUUAGGACUGCUCUAUUACGAACAAGACAGAUUCAGAGAAGCUGAAGCGAUGUAUGAGAGGGCGCUCCAGGGACAAGAGAAAGUAUUGGGGCCCGAGCAUCCAGCAACACUCAUCACAGUUGGUAAUCUAAGACAUGUGUAUGCAUCGCAAGCGCGAUAUGAAGAAGCUGAAGCGAUGUAUGAGAGGGCGCUCCAGGGAUUCGAGAAAGUAUUGGGGCCCGAGAAUCCAGCAACACUCAACACAGUUGGUCAUCUAGGAAGUUUGUACACAUCGCAAGCGCGAUUUGAAGAAGCUGAAGCCAUGUAUAAAAGGACGCUUAAAGGGUUCGAGAAAGCAUGGGGACCGGAGCAUUUAUUAACCCUUGGCACAAUGACGAAUCUAGGAAUCCUCUACAGUGAACAAUGCCGAUUCAACGAAGCUAAAGCACAAUUUGAACAGACACUUACGGGCUACGAGAAGACUCUGGGGCUUAAGAGUAUGAAAACAAACCUUAACGCAUUAAGCUGCCUCCAAAGCUUUGGAAAUCUUUAUUAUAAACAAGGCGAGCUGCAAAACGCUAGGGAAUACUAUAUUCGUGCACAGGAGGGCUGUCUUGUUGUUUAUGGGGCUGAUACUCCCAUUCAUCGUUACGUCACAUAUAACAGCCGUGUCCGAUCCGCAUAAAACAAAAGAAGGAAAGACAAAAGAGGCAUUUCAUACCACCCACCUCCCAAAAUCCUCAUCAAAAAAGCAACCCAUAACGACAGCGAGCCAAAAAGCAUUCAAUUAUUCCACAUUUGCCAACCCUCACGUAAAGACGUCCCAUCAUCAUGACAACAACUAUUUUUCCUCUUUUCAAAUUUCGGAGUUGUCGUCGGUGUUUGUGCGUCGAUAACCGCUCUUGGUUCGUCUCGCCCUGCGCUCCUCUCUCUCCCUCCUCCUCUGCUCCUUCAGCUCAGGCAACGGGUGGUGGUAGCUCUUGGUGCCGACCUCACUCUCGCCCUCCUCGGGGAUGCUCUCGCCAAGAGUAGUCGAGCCACCGCUGCCGCUAGCCGUGCCAGACAGCAGACUCUCGCUCAACUGGCUGUCUGUCGCCGUGCCGGUAGCUCGCUGGUAGGCAAAGUCUCGUUGGGCCACCUUGUCAGCCGCGCGCAGUCGUCGAGCCUCGGCACGCAUUCUCUCGGAUUCCCUGUUCUCUCUACGGUCCGCAGUCGAGUACACCUUUCGGAUACCACCGCUCCUGGUCUUGGGAGGUUCAGACUUGGGAGGAGGAUCCGAAGUAGGCGUGGGUUCCUGGUUGGCAAGUAGUUCGGAGGUUGCGCCAACAGAAGAUUCAGCCGCGUUUGUAGAUCCUUCCCACUCUGAGCCUUCGGCCUCUUUGUUGAUUCCGCCAACGCGGGCGGGCUUUUCGUGACGGUAAUUGCGCAGGAACUUCUUGGCAUCUCGCUCUGCCUUUUCGUCCACGACGCCCUCGAAUUCGUUGGAGCUGGUGCUUUUGCCCUUUUCGCCGCGUCGCUUUUUGCGCUCGGCCUCUCGGGCUUCCCUCUUCUUCUUGCGCUUCUCGCGAGCAAAGAUAUCACUCGCACCGGCAGUGAUGCCGCUCAGAGCAGUGCUUUCCGUGAUUACAGUGUGGCCGUCAUCCUCGUGGUCGUCGUAGCGCUUGUAGACACUUCCACCGCCCAGAUUCGUCGAGCGGGUAGCGUUGGAGAGAAUCGUUCCAUUGGGUCCCUUGCGACGCAUAACCGUGGAUUUGUAGUCGUCCCAAUCGUCGUCCUUGAAGUGGAUGCCGCCGUUCUUGGCCCAGAAGAAGAACCAGAUGCCCGUUACGACAAAGGCAACGCCGAUGAGCGCGAAAAGGAAGAAGAAGCCGGCAUUGUUGAUGUCAUGGGGGUCGAGAACGCCUUUGGACGGGUCGUUGGUUCGUUUGGCGAGGCGAGCAAAGAUGCGCGCUCCCUCAGCGAGAGGGCCAUCCGCAGAGCUGGGGAAGACAUCGGUGUCGAUAACAUCAACAGUCUGCGUGCCGGUGAGGGCCUGUCCGGCACUCUCCAGCGCCGGCGCCAUAUUGAUGGAUGAUUGAUUGAAAGUUGUUGGAAUGCGGAAUGUCUCUCGGGUUGAGUGAAAUGCGGGUAAGCUGCGAGAGGGCCAAUCGCGGUCGUAUCAGCCAGCCAAAGCCUCUCCAAAAGAGCCGUGGCUGUGCGCUUGAGAAAAACAAGAGACGAUGCGUGUCUCGCUCUUGAAAAAUCGCCGUGACGUUAUCAACAACAAC